Symbiodinium necroappetens is the source of this 1213-nucleotide messenger RNA. NCBI's taxonomy places the organism in Eukaryota, Dinophyceae, Suessiales, Symbiodiniaceae. The record is from the annotation of a GenBank genome assembly.
AUGCCGCUGGAGGGGCGACAGGAUCUCAUGAAGCUCCUGCGUUCCGGGGAGGUGGACGAGGAAGAUCUCUUGGAGUGUCUUCGUGAUGACGUCAGAGGGCGCGACCCCUUGGAGGACAAAGGAGAUCAUGCUGCACACCAGAAGGACAAGGACUGGUGGACGCCUUUGCACUGGGCGGCCCAGGAUGGCCACGAGCGCCUCGUUGAGAAGCUCCUCGGCCUCCGCGUCAGCACCAAUGCAGCCGAUAUUUGCGGAGCCACGCCUCUGAUGAUCGCUGCCUUCAAUGGGCGGACGCGGAUUAUCGAGGCUUUGCUUCGUGAUCGGUCCACUGAUGUGCGGCAGACCAACAAGUACCUUGGCACUGCGCUCCACUACGCUGCGCAGCGUGGCCACGCUGCCGCCGUGGAGCUUCUCAUCGACGCCCGGGCCGAGGACCCGCUGCGCUUGAACUCCGUCUUUCUUCGCUUGCAAGAUAACAAAGGCAACGGCGAUUAUGGUGCUUGGGGCCGGGUCCCAACAUGGGACGGGUCCCCUCUUUCCUGGAGGACGUUCCGCCGCGAGAUGUCAUGGUGGAUGUCGAGUUUGGACUCGGCUUCCACCAUGAAGUACAAUCUGGCUGCCAGAUGGCUCUUGAGACAGUCAGGGAUAGUCCGGCAGAGGGGCGAGGAGUUUAGAUUUGAAGACCUCGCCUUUCAGCCAACCCAUGAAUUCGUGGAUCCAGAGACGGGAGAGUCUUUCGAGGUGACUCCGGCCGAUCCCUUUUUCGGCCUCAACAAGCUUCUUAAAGCCCUCGAAUCCAUGAAUGGCCAGAGCACUCUGGACAAGCGAGGUGAAUUAAGGACCGCCGUCGCGGACCUGAAGGCCGAAGGGGUGGUGCUACCGGACCCCGAGGACUACCACCAGAUCGAAGCCGAGUGCCUGACAGUGCCUCCAGACCUCGGCUACAGGGCAGCCUCGCGGGACAGCUUUAUGCAACUUAAGACGCUGAGUGACAACACAAACCUCCUCCGGACGAAGACAGGCAUCAAAUUGCUGCCGCAUGUCAAGCAAGCGACCCUCGGAGUCACGGAUGCGAACAGCAUCCCGCCAGGCUUCGAAGCAACUGCCGCAUUGACACGGCCCAGCCAGAAGGUUGCGACUUGGGACCUGUGCAGCUGGUCGUCCAAGGCGCUGUUCAAAUUCAGCGUCAUCGCCGAAGCAGAAAAGAACAAAG